AAAACAUAAAUUUUAAUAUCAUUUCUCAUAAAAAAAAUUAGAUAAUGAAUUCGGUUUUUAUAUAGGAAUAUUUUCAGUUUUAACAUCAACGAAUAUCGUGACGAAUGAGUUGAAUAUUAUAAUAAAUUAUUUUAUUACAUUGACGCGAUUAAUUAAUUAUAAAGUUUUGUUAAUUAUUUAAUAUGGGUUAUAAUAAAAUUAGUCUUCAAUUGUUUUUUGUCAUUGGUUUCACGUCCGCUUUGGGUACAAAUUAUUGUCCGACCAAUAUGAAGUCCUUCAAAGUACUAGUAACAAACCCUACAGUGCCAGAAAUAGGCAUUAAAUUACUAACCGACCAAGGAUGUGAAGUGAUUCAAGUCUCGCAAGAAAACAGAGAAGAAAUUAUUAAACAUGCUAAAGGAGUAGACGCAUUAUUUUGGGCGUCGUGUCUCAGUUUAGAUAAAGAAGUUUUAGACGUUGCAGGUCCACAAAUGAAAGCGAUAGGUGUAAUGUCAGCUGGUUACGAUCACAUAGAUGUGGAAGAAGCUAAAAAACGCGGUAUUAAAUUAGGUAAUACGCCACAUCCUUUACAUGAUGCUGUAGCUGAUUUAGCUGUACUAUUAUUAUUAGCUGCAGCUAGAAGAGCCCACGAAGCUCGAUUAUUAAUUGAGAAUAACAAAUGGAUAACUGGAAAUUGGAAAUGGAUGUUGGGGCAAGACGUAACUAAUUCCACCGUUGGUGUUAUAGGAUUGGGAAAUAUAGGAUUGUCGAUCGUUAAAAGGCUCCAGGGUUUUAAUGUCAAACAAUUUUUGUAUACCGGGCACAAAGAAAAGAAAGAAGCGAGAGAAAUAGGGGCGAAAUUCGUUUCGUUAAACACCCUUUUGGAAGAAAGCGAUUUCGUUAUAAUAGUAGUACCUUUAACCGCCGAAACGAAAGGGAUGUGUGACGACGAUUUUUUUUCGAAAAUGAAAAAAACUGCGGUUUUCGUCAACGUCAGUCGUGGACCAGUUGUGGAUCAACCCGCUUUGAUUAGAGCUCUUAAAAACGGUCAAAUUUUCGCGGCAGGUUUAGAUGUUAUGACCCCGGAGCCUUUACCUGCAGAUCACGAAUUAACAACCCUACCAAAUGUCGUUCUUCUUCCUCAUUUGGGUAGUGCUACAAAUAACACUAGAGCAUCGAUGUCUAGUUUAACGGCGGAAAAUAUUUUAAAAGCAUUAGGAGGCGAAGAAAUGAUCACUCCAAUAUAACAAAUUAUUAAAGUUUUUUUUUUUUUAAAAAAAA
Molecule: messenger RNA, 1260 nt
Organism: Diorhabda carinulata
Lineage: Eukaryota; Metazoa; Arthropoda; Insecta; Coleoptera; Chrysomelidae
Product: glyoxylate reductase/hydroxypyruvate reductase-like
Exons: 7
Coding region: 183-1226 (347 amino acids)
Cellular component (GO): cytosol
Molecular function (GO): NAD binding; hydroxypyruvate reductase (NADH) activity; glyoxylate reductase (NADPH) activity
Source: RefSeq, a predicted model, not a curated record